Messenger RNA from Prionailurus viverrinus (fishing cat), 7141 nucleotides. It is a transcript of the gene CHRNA5, whose product is annotated as cholinergic receptor nicotinic alpha 5 subunit. The record is from RefSeq and is a predicted model, not a curated record. Gene Ontology annotation, biological process: chemical synaptic transmission; signal transduction; monoatomic ion transmembrane transport. Gene Ontology annotation, molecular function: acetylcholine-gated monoatomic cation-selective channel activity; transmembrane signaling receptor activity. NCBI's taxonomy places the organism in Eukaryota, Metazoa, Chordata, Mammalia, Carnivora, Felidae. Gene Ontology annotation, cellular component: synapse; postsynaptic membrane; neuron projection. The transcript is spliced from 6 exons. Bases 3551 to 4978 code for a protein of 475 amino acids.
CUACAGGCUUCCUUUUCUGCCUCCAGGUUUUAAGGCACCACUUAAAAGGGGGGCCCAGAAGGAGAAAUUUCAUGUAGAAUGGUUGUGUCUGAAGCCAGUCACCUGGGCUUGAGUCCCUGCUCUGAGAUCUUGGGCAAACUACCCAACAUUCAUUUAUUAAACCAGUAAGCAUCUUGAGCAUCUAUGUGUGCUCCAUGUACGGGGCACACACUAGUGAACACCACAGACACAGCCGCUGCCCUUUGGGAACUAAUUUUCUAUUGGAGGAAUCGCAUAGUGAAGUGUGUGUAAUUACAAACUGUGCUGGGUGCUGAGGGGAAGUGUAGAGAGUAACAGGCAGAGGGAGCGGAGGACCCAACUUACAUAGGCUGCUUUUGUCUCUCAAGUGGUGACAGUUCUGCUCACUCUUGGAGGAGUAGGAAUUAGGCAGAGCAGGGGAGGUGGGGGGUAGGGAGAGAAGGGCAGGCAGAGAGAGCAGUUAUGGGAAGGGCCUUGAGGGGACACCGCUGGGUGGUUCCUGCAAGGGGGAGGAGCGUGGUGUGGAGCUGGUGAGGGCAGCGGGGGCUACUCGGGGACCCUGGCACGGAUUUGGGCUUUGGCUUCUGUGUUGGGGCGAUCACUCAGGCCGCCGUCUGCAGAAUGUGCUAGAGAGUGCAGGGCAGCAGUCUCAGCUGGAGAUCAAGCAUGGACAUUACCACAGUAGUAGGAAGGAGGAGUCGGGCGUGAGUCAAGGUGUAGCCAAGGUGAGCAGCACGAAAGGAAAGGGGAUUAGACGUGCUGAGUGAAGCAGGGCCAUGAACCAAGGAUGCUGUCCAGGUUUUCAGCUUGAGUCACUAGUUGGAUGGUGAUGGCACUGAGUGAGAUAGGAAGACAAAGAAGAGACAAUGGUUUGGGACAUACUAAGUGACAUGUUCGUCACAUACCCAGCGGGACAUGCUGGAGCUCAGUGGUGAGAUCAGCACCUGUGCAUCUGGUUAUUGUCAGCAUGUGGAAGAUAUCUACAUGCAUAAGAUCACAGGGAGUGGGGUGUGCACACAAGAAAAUUGGUCCCAGAUGCGCGACUGUGGAGUUCCCAGCAUGCAGUGAAAGAGAGGGAGCCUGCUAAGAGGACUGAGGAGAGGGCAGACAAGGGUAAUACACACACUGCCCUUGUUGUCCUGCCUGAGAACGAGUGCACAAGUGUAUUUAAAAAGUGCUUCAAUUAUUACAUUUCCCUGCUGCUUGGCGAGGUUAAUAGGACAAUGAUUAAGCUCCACUUUCUAUGGCAAGGCACUGACUGGUAGUGCAUAUUGUAACCAUGAAUAAACCUAGAUUCUAGUCCCAGGAGCUCAUUACCUAGUAGAGGACAGAAGAUUUAUGGAGAAAUAGAGAAGAAGAUGGGAAGUAGGAAGUGUUGUCAGAGAAAUAAAAGCGAAGUGUUCAGGGACUUGACGGAUGUGGCUGUGGCUGGGGGACCCGGCUAUGCUUCAUGGGGUGAGCGGCGUUUGAGGCGGGUCUGGAAGAAAGGGUGGGUGUGGAUGUUCAGAGAAGGGGAGGAGGAGGAUGGACGAAGGCAGGGAAGUGUAAUACAAAUCCCACACAAAUCAGAGGAAGUGUGUCUGGGAGGCAGGUGCACUGUGAUGACUGUGCAGCAGUCCCUUGGGUCAAAGCUCAGAAAUCUGGCAGACAGAUGCCACGUCAGGGGACUUAGUGGCUGCAGUAGCUGCGGUAUUAAUGCCUUUUGUCAGCCACAUCUCCUAGCAGUGUGAAGAUGCCUCUCAUCCGAGUCAGGUGCAGCCACUGCGUCCGGCAACUGGGGGUAAUUGGCAUAUCCUUCUAGAAAAAGCCAUCCAAAAAGCAUACGUUAUAUUCCAUAAUUAUUUGCUUGGAUUUUAAAGCGCCCAACAAAUUACUCACUUUGCUUUCACAACUAGUAGUCCUUUUCACAGAUUAUGUAAAUAACCAUUGUUCUUGUGGUUAUUGAUAGGAUACCCCAGGGAGGUCCAGGAGUUGCAAUUAUGCUUGCUGUGGCUGAGCUAACAACCUUUUAAUUCUGGUUUUUCCACUGACAGGUACUGUGACCUUCAGCAAUUAUCCAACCACUCUGUUUCAAGUCCCCCAGCUGUAAAAGUAGAAUAACACUUUCUCAAACACUGUUAGGAUGAAUUGCAUAAGUGUCUGUAUGCCCCAUAUAUUGUUCAUAGCAAAAGAGAAAGUUGCAGUGAGGAGACAACGACUUCCUUCCUAUGCAGGAGUGUAAUUAAUGACUAACCUGCUUAUCAUCUUAUGGAUCCCUUUUCUGUGGCCCCUUUGGCUUAGGCAGAGCUGCUUCAUUGGAUAUGGUUUUCAUGUUCCUGGUUGUACUUAGACAUAGGAAGAAAGUCCUACCUAAAUUUUAUCAUUUGCAUUCUUUACAACCAGGUUUUUAAACAGAUUUACUGAGUCUGGAGCUUGGUGUCAAAUUCCUGCUCACAAGGAGUGUUAGAGGUGUCAGCUCCAUAAAGCUUUCUGUGAAGAAUCAGUGAAACGCUCUGCCACGGAAGUUUAAAGUUAAUUUGCCUGAAUCUCUUCAGCCAAAUGAAGCUUUCGAAUCAAUUACGAACAGAGAGGAUGAAACGUUGGGGUCUGCAGAGAUUAGAGACAGUCCUCCAGCCGUCAGCCCCAAUCACCUUCCAAGUGGCUUCGUGUCUGGUGGAUGGAGCCACCAAUCUUUAUAGACCUUCACUGCUGGCCACACUGCGGGGGCUGGGGGGCGGGCAAUGGUUACAGAUGUUCACUGCUGGCCACACGGGGGUGGGGGUGGUGGGCACGGCCUGUGCUGAGGAGCUGCACUUCAUUUUUUGGGACGUCUGAAGGAGGGUCUGGGCUGGGCCCUCUGGUCCCCCCGCCUCGCUUCACAGUCGAGGGAGCGAGCAGGGGAAGAGCCCCCCCCCCCCCCCCCCCCGCUUCGAGCUUCAGCCAAGAGCUCUGUUCUGGGGCAGAAACUUCCUCCAGUCGGCUGGGCGCAGUCUGUUCGUCUGCUUUCCCCGGGUGGUGAGCACAACGCAGACGUUAGUUGAUGGUGGUGAACACAGGGAGGCGGGGGCCUGCCCGGGUCGCCGGAGGCCAGACGUCUCACCGGCCGGCCGACCAGCUAGCUGCACGGUCCUCUCGUCUUCUGUUUUCCUGGGCCUGAACGCAGGACCCUCUCGGCGGGCUUUCGGGCCCGGGGGCGGAGCCGGCCAGGGGCGGGGCCAGGGGCGGAAAAGGCGGGGCUCUAGCUCGAAGCUGAGCGAGGCCAAAGGCGGGACCGGGAGGAGGGAGGCGGGACUCCGAGCAGGCGGGGCGGGGCCAGGGCGAAGGGGCGGGGCCGGGCGCGCGAGCCUCCUCGCGCGCCCCGAGCCCGCCGGAAUCUUCGCGGCUGAGGUGGCCUCGCCGGCCGGGGUCUGAGGAGCCGAGCGGCCCCUCCUCGGCGGCGUCCGCUCUCCCUCGGCUCCCGCCCGCCUCCCGGCUCCGACCCUCCGGAGCCCGCGUUCGUUUCCCGCGCGGCCGUCGUGAGGCGUGUGCCCGCGUUCCCGCGCGGGUCCCGGCGAUGUCGGCGUGGGGCUCAUCGCCCGCGGUCCUGGGUCUCGCGUCCCGCCCGCUCCGCCUCCUCCUCCUGUUUCAGCUGGUCGCGGGGCGCUGGCGCCCGGCCGGCGCGGGGGGCGGCGCGCCUGGAGGGUUAGCUGAACCAUCCUUUGUUGCAAAACAUGAAGAUAGUUUGUUAAAGGAUUUAUUUCAAGACUACGAAAGAUGGGUUCGUCCUGUGGAACACCUGAAUGACAAAAUAAAAAUAAAGUUUGGCCUGGCAAUAUCUCAAUUAGUGGAUGUGGAUGAGAAAAAUCAGUUAAUGACAACGAAUGUCUGGUUGAAACAGGAGUGGAUAGAUGUAAAGUUAAGAUGGCGCCCUGGCGACUAUGGCGGAAUAAAAGUUAUACGCGUCCCUUCGGACUCUCUCUGGACCCCAGACAUUGUUUUGUUUGAUAAUGCAGAUGGACGUUUUGAAGGGGCCAGCACGAAAGCGGUCAUCAGGUAUGAUGGCACUGUCACCUGGACUCCACCGGCAAACUACAAAAGUUCUUGCACCAUAGAUGUCACGUUUUUCCCAUUCGAUCUCCAAAACUGCUCCAUGAAAUUUGGUUCUUGGACUUACGAUGGAUCACAGGUUGAUAUAAUUUUAGAGGACCAAGACGUGGACAGGAGAGAUUUUUUUGACAAUGGAGAAUGGGAGAUUGUGAGUGCAACGGGAAGCAAAGGAAACAGAACGGAUGGCUCCUGCUGGUACCCUUAUGUCACCUACUCAUUUGUAAUUAAGCGUCUGCCUCUCUUUUACACCUUGUUCCUUAUUAUACCCUGUAUCGGGCUCUCGUUUUUAACCGUGCUUGUCUUCUAUCUCCCCUCAAACGAAGGUGAGAAGCUCAGUCUCUGCACGUCAGUCCUGGUCUCUCUGACUGUCUUCCUUCUGGUUAUUGAAGAGAUCAUACCCUCGUCUUCCAAAGUAAUACCUCUGAUUGGAGAGUAUCUGGUGUUCACCAUGAUUUUUGUGACGCUCUCAAUCAUGGUGACCGUCUUCGCUAUCAAUAUCCAUCAUCGUUCUUCCUCAACACACGAUGCAAUGGCACCUUGGGUCCGCAAGGUAUUUCUCCACAAGCUUCCCAAACUGCUGUGCAUGAGGAGUCACGUAGACAGGUACUUCGCUCAGAAAGAGGAAACUGAGGGCGGUAGUAGACCAGAGUCUUCUAGAAACACAUUGGAAGCUGCGCUUGAUUCCAUCCGCUACAUUACAAGACACGUCAUGAAGGAGAAUGACGUCCGUGAGGUGGUUGAAGAUUGGAAAUUCAUAGCACAGGUGCUUGAUCGGAUGUUUCUAUGGACUUUUCUUCUGGUUUCAAUUGUUGGAUCUCUUGGGCUUUUCGUUCCUGUUAUUUAUAAGUGGGCAAAUAUAAUAGUACCGGUUCAUAUUGGAGAUGCAAAUAAGUGAUCCUUCCGUAGUGGUGUCAUCGUAGGAAUUUAGUUACCAAAGGCACCUAUGCCUCUGGCACCCUUAAAAUUAGAAAAUGUAAAUUGUGUUUAAAAUUUGAAGCAAGCUUUGUCAGAUUAACAGUUGCUAACUUUGGUUUAUCUUAAUAGACUGCCCUGAGAACAUUUUACCUGCAUGACUGAAGUGAUAGCUGACUCAGCAUUUGAGCUAAAAAUAGCAGCAAAAUGUUAUCUGAACUGUACUAGUGAAAACCUAAUGUUGGUGUCCUGGCAAACAGUACCAAUUCGUAAUCAACGUGAAGCUCAUCUUUUGAUUGUAUUGGAAAGUUCCUGUUGUAUUUGAAGACUGAUUUCAGGACUUUUUCUGCAUUUGGUAAAGGUACACAUUUUAAGUUUCUUUCUUUCUGUCCUGUAUCCACGGAGUAACAGCUAAUCUCUAGCAUAAUAUUACACUGCUAUGUUAAAUAAGCUAACUCCUUGGUAUGAUAACAAUUUAAUGUGAUGCUGCUUUUCUAUAACCAACAUUGUAAAAAAUGAAAAAUGGGAAUUCCUUUAAAGCUUACUUUAUUUCUUAGAUGCUUAAACUGAACAAUUAUUGUAUUAACUGUUUUUGUAGCUUACCUUCAAUUGUAAAAUCACACAAUAGGUAACUUGUGGACAUGCACUAGUAUCUUCUUAACAUUAAUUUCAACCCCCUUAUCCACAUUUUCCACAAUUAACCAUCUUCUAUAUAAACCGUAGCAUUUCUGUACCCUUCAUCUUAGAAGGCGUCCUCUACAAUUAAGUGAAUCCCAUUUUAAAAACACGUCCAUGGAUGCCACCAAAUCAUACUGUGAAAAACCAUCUUCUAAGAUUAAAGAUGGUUUCUAAUUAGGUGGAAGCUCAUUGUCACAUGGCUGUCACGUAUAGUUCCAUCUCCUUCUUUCCAGCAGUCACAGUACUGGAGCCAUAGAGUUGCAGGGCCUCUAGGUGUGGUGCAGUCUCACCGAUUACUGCUCAUUCAGGACCGUAGUGGCAUGCGUCACAGGUAAACAAGUGAGAUUCCAUCUCUGAAUGCCCUGAUUCAGCUACGAUCAGGAAUAAAACACUGUUGAAGCUCUGCAUUUUAUCUGGAACUCUUAGCCCUUGAGAGAACAAAUGCCUUAUUUAUAGUAAGUAACCCAUCUAAGGUCAGGUCAACACUCUUUGGAAGGCAGAGGGGGUCCUGUCUCAUUUGUAUUUUAUUGUAGGUACAUGUUUAAUGUCAUUUAAUGAGUGAAAGUCUGGUUUGAUGAGUUUAAAUGCCUGUUAGAUCUCUUAGCACGUAUAUAUCCCUGAUUCUUCUUCUACCUCUGUUACUGUUACUUAAAAUUUCUAUAGGUGAGUAAAUUUUGUAGAAAUCUUCGACUUACCAAAACAUGAGUCACAGUUGGCUGCGAUUUUGUCAGUUUUAUUUUUGCAAAGCCAAAACAUCAAAAUGACUAGUGAGAAGAUCAAAAUGGUCUCUGUAAACCCUCAUCUCCUACCUAUUCAGAUUCAGAACUGCAGUACUCCAUACUGGAAUACUGUCUUCUUAAUAAUCUGUCUACAGCAGUGGUUCUCAAUCGGGCACAGUUUUGUGCUUGAGGGGCCACUUAAUUUUUGGAGACGUUUUUGGUUGUUAUAACUGGCAAGGGACCCGGGGGUAUGUUCUUGGCAUCUAGUGGGUGGAGGCCAGAUGGAGGCUAAAAAUCCUACAAUGUCUCCCCAGCACAGAGUUAUCUGGCCACAAAUGCCAAUAGUGCCAAGGUUGAGAAAUGCUGCUCCAACGGUUUACUAGCAAGACUGGGCAUACCUUUUCGUAGCAUAGUUCCUUAGGAUGAUGCGAGAUAAAGGCUGAGGCGUUCUGUGAAGGAGGCACGGCCCUCAGACUCUUGGAAACCAACGAUGAACAAGGAGUGGGACAAGGAGUGAACAUGGGAGGAAAUGGUAGUAGGUAGGGCAUUGCUGAAAUGGUACAAAACUUCAAGGAGAUCACAGGCCAAGUAAGAAAACCCUUGGGAAAUCUGUUGUGAUACUGAACCAGAUGGAUUUCCACAUUUGUGAGCAGCAAGUUUUCCUGUCCAAUUAUGCCUCAACCAGCACAAAGGGGAAAACGUUUUCAUAUUUAGCCCAUAUUUACAUAUUCUUUAGUAGAGUAUAUUAC